Molecule: messenger RNA, 702 nt
Organism: Acanthosepion pharaonis
Lineage: Eukaryota; Metazoa; Mollusca; Cephalopoda; Sepiida; Sepiidae
Source: the annotation of a GenBank genome assembly
AUGUAUAAGUAUGAACACGUGCAUCGAUUAAAUAAUAUAUAUAUAUAUCUUACACUGUUCAUAUCUCUCUAUCUAAAUCUAUUCAUUAUCUAUCUAUCUAUCUAUCUAUCUAUCUAUCUCAGUCUGUUCAUAUCUAUCUAUCUCACUCGUCUGUUCAUAUCUAUCUAUCUAUCUAUCUAUCUAUCUAUCUAUCUAUCUAUCUAUCUAUCUCAUUCUGUUCACAUCUAUAUCAGAUUGUUCAUAUGUAUCCACCUCUGUCUGUCUGUCUUUCUAUCUAGUGUUCAUCUAUCUAUCUAUCUAUCUAUCUAUCUAUCUAUCUAUCUAUCUAUCUAUCUAUCUAUCUAUUGUCUCUGUCUGUUCAUAUCUAUCUAUCUAUCUAUCUAUCUAUCUAUCUAUCUAUCUCUCUAUCUAUCUCAUAUCUAUACCAGUGUGUUCAUAUGUAGCCACCUCUCUCUCUCUUUCUAUCCAUCUAUGUAUAGGCUCUGUCUGUUCAUAUCUAUCUAUCUAUCUAUCUAUCUAUCUAUCUAUCUAUCUAUCUAUCUAUCUAUCUCAUUCUGUUCAUAUCUAUAUCAGAGAUCUCAUAUUUAUCCACCUCUCUUUCUCUCUCUUUCUAUCCAUAUAUGUAUAGGGUGUUCAUUAUCUCUAUCUAUCUAUCUAUCUAUCUAUCUAUCUAUCUAUCUAUCUAUCUAUGUAGCAAGCUAG